This is a messenger RNA of Oppia nitens, 658 nucleotides long. RefSeq names its product histone H2B. The record is from RefSeq and is a predicted model, not a curated record. NCBI's taxonomy places the organism in Eukaryota, Metazoa, Arthropoda, Arachnida, Sarcoptiformes, Oppiidae. Gene Ontology annotation, cellular component: nucleosome. Bases 94 to 468 code for a protein of 124 amino acids. Gene Ontology annotation, molecular function: DNA binding; structural constituent of chromatin; protein heterodimerization activity. The transcript is spliced from 2 exons.
UAUAAAGAGAGUGACAAACAGUCAGUCAUUACAUUCAUUCGUGAAGUCUUUUAGUUUUAUAAUUAUUUGAAAGUCUCUCUUAAAACUCAUACAAUGCCUCCGCAACCGAGUGGUAAAGCCGUCAAAAAGGCCGGAAAAGCCCAAAAGGCUGUCAGAGCCGGAGACAAGAAGAAACACCGAAAGAAGAGGAAGGAAUCCUUCUCGAUCUACAUCUAUAAGGUGUUGAAACAGGUCCAUCCCGACACUGGUAUCUCAUCCAAAGCCAUGUCGAUCAUGAACUCGUUCGUCAACGAUAUCUUCGAACGUAUCGCUGCCGAGGCUUCACGUUUGGCUCACUAUAACAAGCGAUCGACCAUCACUUCUCGGGAGAUCCAGACCGCUGUCCGACUUCUAUUGCCCGGUGAAUUGGCCAAACACGCCGUCUCUGAAGGAACAAAGGCUGUGACCAAAUAUACCUCAUCCAAGUAAAUGGAUUCCUAAGACCACAUUGUGUCCCAACAAACGGCCCUUUUUAGGGCCAAAAAAUGAUUGAACUAAAGGAUUGACUUAUUUUUGAUAUUGUCUUUUGAUUGUUGAUUAUUAUGUGAUCUCUUUUUUUUAAAAAUCACUUAUUUUUUAUGUGUAUUUCAUCUGAUUUUUAGUCAUUAAAAUAAAACAU